This is a messenger RNA of Cyclocybe aegerita, 1452 nucleotides long. Lineage: Eukaryota; Fungi; Basidiomycota; Agaricomycetes; Agaricales; Hemipholiotaceae. The record is from the annotation of a GenBank genome assembly.
AUGCCGCUCUUGAGGCUGAAGUUUCUCCUCCAGAACCGCGCCCUUCGUUGCAGUUCUUGGCUAUCUGGAUCUACUACCCCAAAUUGUUCGCGCCGUUAUUCGACAGCACCAGAAUUUCAGUACGAAGCUUUCUUCAAAUACACCUCAGGGCGCUGGCUUCACAACGAAAAGCAAGAGCUAGCGAAGCGAUAUCUUCGAUUUAACGUCGAUGGAUUAAAAGUUGCGGUAGUUAAGGCAGCAGGCGCAAACACCGUCCUGAGGAUGAAGAAGCUCGGGGAGGGGGAAUUCAAUAAGGCUUUCCUGCUGACUCUCGACAACGGGACAGAACUUGUCGCGCGUCUUCCGUUGGCGAAAGCAGGCCCAGGUCAUCUCGUUACAGCCAGUGAGGUCGCGACGAUGGAUUAUGCCCGCACGCGACUCCAAAUUCCAAUACCACGCGUCCUCGCAUGGUCGUCAGAUGCGGACAACAAUGGAGUCGACUCUGCCUACAUCAUUAUGGAAAAAGCAACAGGUGUUUGCCUACAAGACGUCUGGCCCUCGAUGUCCCUCAUGAUGAAGCGCAACGUCGCUGAAAAGCUGGCCGAACUCGAAAAACAAUACGACAUACCUCUGAGCGGCGGUUACGGGGCCCUAUAUUAUCGCAGAGAUAUCGACCCGGAAUCUUCCAGAGACCUCUUCACGGAUGGCGUCCGCGAGUCCGAGUUCGUCCUCGGUCCGAUGACACCAACCUCGUUUUGGCGUGAUGGAAAGGCAGAAAUGGAGGGAGUAGAUCGCGGUCCCUGGGACGAGGAUCCUACGAAGUACGUGAAGGCCGUCGCCCAACGUGAAUAUGACUGGCUGGACAAAUUCAAACCCCAAAAUGUACCAGAAACGAUGCUGGCUCCUGCUUCCUUGAUGUUUCCGUAUGAAGAGCAUAAAUCCCUCCUGCAGCACCUUAUGAGUGCAGCGCCUUACCUAUUGCAUUCGGAUCCAGCCCUCAUACAACCAUCGCUAGUUCAUCGUGAUCUGAGUGAUAGUAAUAUCUUCAUCUCGCAAGAGGCGCUUGAAGCUGGCCGCAUCGAGUUCACCUCCUUCAUUGACUGGCAACAUUCAGUCGUAAAUCCUCUCUACUUCUCCGCCCGGAUCCCGGCUUUCCUCAAGAACAGGUAUCCAGAAGUCAAUGCCGCCAAAAUCACUCAAGAAGAGAUUCAAAAUAUACUGAAGAUGCCCCAGGAACAACGUGACGCUGGGAUGUCUAUCAUACAAGAAGUGCUUCUUGAGGAUGCCUAUUGCGACGCUCUGCGCGAGGUCAACCCCCUCUACUAUCACGCGCUCAAUUUUCAGACCAGAUCUCUCCUUGUUGCGCCCAUUGCCUGCGCUACUGGCACCUGGCCUGAUGGGUUCUUGCCUUUGCAGGAGUCUCUUAUCAACUUGCAACAAUGCUGGGACGCAUUGAAUGCUGGGACGCAUUGA